This is a messenger RNA of Melanaphis sacchari, 2552 nucleotides long. RefSeq names its product insulin-like growth factor 2 mRNA-binding protein 2 (gene Imp). Gene Ontology annotation, cellular component: cytosol; cytoplasm; nucleus. Gene Ontology annotation, biological process: regulation of gene expression; nervous system development. The transcript has 11 exons. The record is from RefSeq and is a predicted model, not a curated record. NCBI's taxonomy places the organism in Eukaryota, Metazoa, Arthropoda, Insecta, Hemiptera, Aphididae. The coding region runs from base 562 to 2241 and encodes 559 amino acids. Gene Ontology annotation, molecular function: mRNA 3'-UTR binding.
UCUGUCUACCGCGGCCCGUCCGUCCGUAACGUUGUUUUUGCGCCGUGCGCUCCGACCAAAAUCCAUCACAUCAUAACAUUAAAAGUACAUUAAUUUAUUAUAUUUUAAUAAAAAUAUAAAAUAAAUAACAUUUUCGACAUUUAUUGUGUACCGUCAGUUGUUGUUUUAGUGGUUUUCGUUCACGAACCCGGUAAUUUAAUAACGUAACUUGUCAAUAACAAUAGUAAUAGUGUAGUAUUAAUAUAAAUAAUUUUAAAAUAGUAUAAUCGACGCAUAAAUAUUAUAUAUAUUUUUUUAAUAGUUUAUUUUCAAAAUUAGUUUUUUGUUGUUUAAGUGACGUUCGCGUUUUGUGAUAAUCGCUGUUUAAAGCAGCUCAGUUUAACUCCGUCGCCAUCGCCUGAAUAAUAACAUAUAUUUUCUUUAUAAAAAAUAAAUACGAACGCCGAUUAAUUAUUUUUGUUUCGUGCUACCGUCAUCUUCGACUGUGUGUAUGUAAAGGUGUAUUACCUUGGUGUAUAAAUAUUACACGGCCAACAUUCGAACUCGGCGCACUCCAUAGUAAUGACCCCGAACGACAUGGACCAAAGUCAACAGCAGGCCAACCAGGGUAACACUCAAGAUUACAACGGUUACGCGUUCGGCCAACCGAGUUCUCAAUUCCAACCGAGACAGCCGACCGUCCAGAGUGCCAACAAGAUCGUAAUCAGCAACGUGCCCAGCAGUGUUCGAUUCGAACAAUUGGAUCAGAUACUCUUGCAGUUCGGUCAGGUCAAAGACAUCGAGAAGCUCAGCCAACGCGAUGGACCGACACAGGUUAUACAGAUCACAUUCGAAUCCACCGAACAAGCACACAAUGCAUUAGCCAAUUUGCCAGGUUUAGAGCUUGAGGGUUGCCAAGUUAAAGUUGAACCAGCCAUGGAAAGGAGAAAUCGUAGUGCGAUAAGACAAAGGACCUAUGGUGCUCCUGGCGCUACUCCUACUAUUGGGAAUAGACAAACAGAAUUCCCAUUACGUAUACUGGUGCAUAGCGAUAUGGUUGGUGCAAUUAUUGGCCGAGGUGGUUCUACAAUUCGACAAAUUACACAACAGACAAGAGCCAGGGUUGAUGUCCAUCGGAAAGAUAAUGUUGGUUCUUUGGAAAAAGCUAUAACCAUCUAUGGCAAUCCAGAAAAUUGCACUAAUGCAUGUCGUAAAAUUUUGGAGGUUAUGCAACAAGAAGCGACUAACACUAAUAAAAGUGAUGUGAUACUGAAGAUCUUGGCUCAUAAUAAUCUGAUCGGUAGAAUAAUUGGAAAAGAGGGUAAUACGAUCAAGAGAAUUAUGUCUGAGACUGAAACAAAAAUUACUGUAUCUAGCAUAAAUGACAUCAACAGCUUCAACUACGAAAGAAUAAUUACUGUCAAAGGCUCAAUAGAGAAUAUGUCUAAAGCAGAGGCUCAAAUUAGCGCUAAGCUCAGACAGAGUUUUGAAAACGAUCUACAAUCUAUGGCUCCUCAAACUGUUAUGUUCCCUGGACUUCAUCCAAUGGCAAUGAUGUCAGCAACAGGUAUAACUUAUCCAGGCCGCGGUGGUCCAACUAGUUAUCAACAAUUUGCACCAGCACCAUAUCCUCCCAUGUAUCCAUCUACCAUUCCGGCGAUUAACCCAGCUUUGGCUGCAGAUGUUCAGGAAACAGCAUUUUUGUUUAUACCAAACAGUGCCGUUGGUGCUAUAAUUGGUACUAAGGGUUCCAAUAUCCGUAGUAUGAUUAGAUUUAGUGGUGCAUCAGUCAAAGUUGCAUCUACAGAAAAUGAAAAACAAGGAGUAGCAGGUAGCACAGGUGACGCAAACAGUGCACAACAAGCUAGCCGAAAAGUGACAAUUGUUGGUACAGCUGAUUCUCAGUGGAAGGCUCAAGGUAUGAUAUUUGACAAGUUGCGGGAUGAAGGUUUUGUUCCAAAUAAUGAAGAAGUUAGAUUGACAGUAGAAAUAUUAGUGCCUAGUAGCCAAGUUGGUCGCAUAAUAGGUCGUGGAGGAUCAAAUGUUAGAGAAUUGCAAAGAGUAACUGGAUCUAUAAUUAAACUGCCAACACAAGGAUCAACUGAUGGUACAGAAGACACUACUACUGUACACAUUAUUGGUCACUUUUUGGCUACGCAAUCGGCUCAAAGAAGAAUUCGUUCAAUGGUUGCAUCUGGAGCAAAUCCGGUGCCACGUCCACAACAACGCAACAGCAGACCCACAGAAACACCACAACAGUGAGUUGAUGACAGUUAUCAUUAGUUCCUGGCAAAUAUAUCUCCUCCACUGACGUCAAAUAUUUCUACAUUACAAAUAAUGAUAUUUGCACAAUACAUUAUUGUUGUCAGUUUAUUUGCUACAGGAACUAAUGGCUGUCUUUCCUCACAACAAAUUAAGAGCUACUGUUGACCUUAUAGGUCAAAGGAGGGGAUGUGACUGAUUGCGUGACCAAGAGUACAAACGAUUGUUAGGGUAUAGACAGAGACGAUUUUUGCUUCUAUCUACCUUUCACAAUCGGCUCUUUUUAUACAUGAUUAAAGUUAGGGAUUUUU